Molecule: messenger RNA, 798 nt
Organism: Perognathus longimembris pacificus (Pacific pocket mouse)
Lineage: Eukaryota; Metazoa; Chordata; Mammalia; Rodentia; Heteromyidae
Gene: Ccdc25
Product: coiled-coil domain containing 25
Exons: 9
Coding region: 93-719 (208 amino acids)
Source: RefSeq, a predicted model, not a curated record
GCGAGCGGCGGUCGCGGCGCCUGUGGGUCCCGGGAGCUCGGGCCUCCGAGUGCGGCAGUUGGCGCGGGGCAGGCGGAGCGGCCGCCGGGACCAUGGUGUUCUACUUCAGCAGCGGCGGCGCUAAUUCAUCUACUUACACUAUUUACAUGGGAAAGGAUAAAUAUGAAAAUGAAGAUCUGAUAAAGUAUGGCUGGCCAGAAGAUAUUUGGUUUCAUGUGGACAAAAUCUCUUCGGCUCAUGUAUACCUUCGAUUACAUAAGGGAGAGAAGAUAGAAGACAUUCCAAAGGAGGUGCUAAUGGACUGUGCCCACCUUGUGAAGGCCAACAGCAUUCAAGGCUGCAAGAUGAACAACAUCAAUGUGGUGUACACACCGUGGUCUAACCUGAAGAAAACAGCGGACAUGGAUGUGGGGCAGAUAGGCUUUCACAGGCAGAAGGACGUAAAAAUUGUGACAGUAGAGAAGAAAGUGAAUGAGAUCCUGAACCGGUUAGAAAAGACUAAAUCAGAGAGGUUCCCAGACCUGGCAGCAGAGAAGGAAGGCCGAGACCGGGAAGAAAGGAAUGAGAAAAAAGCCCAAAUUCAGGAAAUGAAAAGGAGAGAGAAAGAAGAGAUGAAGAAAAAGAGGGAAAUGGACGAACUUAGGAGCUAUUCAUCCCUAAUGAAAGUUGAGAAUAUGUCUUCAAAUCAGGAUGGCAAUGACUCCGAUGAAUUCAUGUGAAAAGAGGAAAGGACCUUUGAAAGAUGUGAAUGGAGGGACAGUGGCAGAGCUUUUGAUUUCAUCUAUGUUAUAAUGAUAA